UGCAGGACUCGCACUUUCACGAGAUCCUUGCGUCUUCGACUUGGAACGCAGUACAAUUGCAGUUUCAACUGCUUCAAACUCUUCCCACCUGCCCACGCCCGCGUAUUCUGUUCUUCCGGGCCCCCAUCUCGACUGUACAAGGUCGAGAAAUAGUAUCCAUGGAACGCAGCCUUCAGCUUUGGUCAACUUCCGCCAGACAUUCGUCGUGACUGGCAAAAACGGUCGCAAUGACCUAUCUCUUUGCCUCAAUCCCACCAUGGAAGAUAUCGCCGUACAGGCGUCCCGAAAUGUAAAUCGUACAGAAACCGACCUCUUACAGGCCCUAUACCGCGCAGAGCCCGUAACUCAGGGCCUGGAAUCCUUGCUGGCAAAGUGAAUGCAACCAAUGUAUGAAAGAACCUCUCACUCACGACACUAGAUUUCGCUCAGCAUGUCAAGACUUCCUCUUCCUCGACUUCAGGGCCGCGGCCGGGAAGAAAGUCGAAGAUCGUCUGUGGAAUGCUCAUAUGAAGGCAAACUCAAAGUUCAGGCAAUAUCUUGCCAACUUCCGUGAAGGAGAAGGCAAGAAGAAGGUUGUCGAACGUCGAAAAGCCGAGAAGCUUUAUCUAGAGUUCAUCAAGUCGAGCCAACGCUUCUAUCGAGAGUAUAUCCAACGACUCGCCUCAAAUUAUAAGGAUAUUUCGGAGAUACUUGAGGUUGCUCAAGGCAUGAAGCUGGAUACACUCUCCGCAGACCCUCCGCAGAAAGUGGACGACACGCUGAAGAAGCUACUCAUUGAUUCAUGUUAUUCGGCCCUGGUGCAACUGGGAGAUCUCUCGAGGUAUCGGGAAACCGAAUUGCAGACGAAUCGACGCAACUGGGGUCCUGCUGUCGGUUAUUAUAACAAGGCUGUCGCUCUCAAUCCGACAGAUGGCAGAUCAUAUAAUCAACUGGCCGUUGUCGCGCUUGCUGGCGAGGACCACCUACGAGCUGUCUACUAUUUCUAUCGAGCCAUCUGCCUCGAUAGUCCCGCUCCACAAGCUCAAGGAAACCUGGACCUUGAGUUCAAGAAGCUUAGGACAAGGUCAAACCAAGGCAAGCCCAUCUCCAGCACAGCAUCAGUUGCUGAGGGCAGCCGUGACCUCCAUGACCGCUUCCUCAUAUUUCACGCUAAUUGUCUCGGAGAGGACCCACGUGGACAAAAGGAUCAGCAAAUCGAGAUUCUUCGACUUCUCGAGGAGCAAAUUCGAGAGCGGUCUGGUGAUACGAUCCUCAGAAAGCUCGUCUUGGUCAAUAUUUCUGCAGAGAAGUCUGCUUCAGAGAAAGUUAAAGCUACCCGCUCUUUCGAGAUUUUCCAGUCGUUUAAUGUCAAAACCUUUUUCCUACUCCUCAGAAUCUUGCUUGAUGAACUGCAGAAGCUCACAGGAGAAACUAUUAGCAAUGAAUGUGCCGCAGCCGACGACUUGCCUCAAGUCCCUCCAGUAAUCCGCCGAAUGCUUCCCCAUAUGAGGCUGUAUAGUGGAUGGCUGUUGAGUACCGUCCAACUCCUGCUGGAGAACGAGACACUUGUCGUGUCUCUGCGCCAGAUGUGGCCGUUGUAUGUCAACGUCCUGAAUGUUCUGAUGCAGGUAUUUCCUCCUAAAGCUGCGCCCGAGAUCCAAUAUCUUUUGGACGAAGAUAUGGAUACCAGAGGGCUCUCUGCCUUCAGUCCUCUCGUCCAAAGGACACGGCUUUGCAGCCGCGCAGGGCCGAUCAAAAUGGUACACAACGACGCAGUAUUUGGCACUCGCUCUCCACAACACGAGAUGUUGUAUCGACUCAAGUGUCUAAUAACAGACGGCGUGUUACUUGCUCGUAAACAAGAUGAAUUCAAGUCCUUGCCCAUUCCUCUCACAUUUGCCAACAUGCGCUUCGUCUACCUCGAGGAGGGUGACGAUGUUGCACAUGUCGAUGGUCAGACCGCAACUCUAGCGGUUCCCGCCUACGCUGCUUCAGGCGAGGACAUACGCAGUUAUAUUGGGCGCACUCCUCAGCAUGAAAUUCCUCUGCCCCAGGCACCAAGCCAACAAGCGCCGGCGUUCGACACUGAAAAUUCUAUGGCGUCCAGAAUGGAGAACAUGGUGGAUAAUCUCAUGCGGUCUGAAGCACCACGGUCCACCAACAGUUCUGGGGCCGUUAUGUACGAUGUGCCUGCAUCCAUGUCGAAUGCACCAUUGGUACCACGAGGGCUCACCAACAGAAGCACAUCGCAAUCGCAGCCUGUUCCCUUUACUGCUCGAGACCUCGUGCAGCGAAUCCAGCAGUCUCCCAGCGCAUCACAGCCUAGCAUGGUAGACCAGGCUGUCAACGUUGCCAUCUUACCUUCUAUCUUGAACACCCCAUUUGCACCACGACCUGGAGAAACCCCCGAAUCAUCACCGCGGCCAAGUACCGCCCAUCGUUUCCCCGAUCCAGCAUCAGCAUCUGUUCGCCUCAACAGUUCUGCUCAAUUCCAGGCACACCUCAUGCACAUGCAGGAUCAGGUACAAAUGCGGACGUCACCGCUCGAGUCGUUUGAGCCGACCAUGUCGAGUCACUAUGGCACUCCUAUAAAUCUGACGGCUCGGAUCCGAGCGAAUGAUCCGAUACAGCCUCAACUCUCCCCUUGGCAGACCUCAUUUAGCAGCGCUGUACCUGUGCAACAUACUCCUAUCUCGACCCGGCCUCCGGAUUCCUCACCUUUUGGUGCCAUCGGCGAGCCGCGUCCGAAGAGCAGUCGGACUCCUACCAGCGGCCAGCCAGGAUGACGUUUCACAUCUUUCUCGCUCGCCUCUUCGAUCUCUCACAGCGAUUUCAGUGGGCCACUAUUAGGAGAGCGAGAAUGAGACACAAUCAGAUGCCAUUCCGUUCAUUAUCGGGAUGCGACAAGGACAUCUAUCAGUCCUGGGCGCCAGCCACCCGCGCGCACCGGUCCAAGCCUUGGCUUCGUUACAAGUCUUUCAAAUUUGACGCUCGAAUAGCCUGGUAUCCACGCACUGCCGGGCAAGAGGAAAGAUCUGAGGACAAUCACGUGGACUUAAAUUCAAGGGGUCUGCGCCAAUUCCAGAAGGUGAUCGUCACUGGCAAGUUAGCGGAACCAUCAGGAAGACCUUGUUAGGAACAUAAUUCUGACUAGGGGAAGGCGAAUAGAGACCUGAAUGAGGUCAAAUCAAACUGACUCCUUUCUUUUUUGGCUUCUAUUUUCGUUCCUGGUUAGGAAGGAUCUCCUUCUAUGUCAUAUCGGGGCUCUAAUUUUCGGCAUCAAAAUUUGCCAGUCAACAAGCCGUGAAGGACGUGGUAUCAUGUCUGACAUACUCUCCAGAGGUCUUGUUGAAUUAGACCUUUCCGCUGUUAAAGCGCGCCCAUACUGGUACAUUCUUCUGAGGAAAAAAGGGAAACGCCAGACUUAUGCAAUACUCAAUCCGAAGAGGCCCUUGGUUCAAGCCUUGUAUGUCUGCUUCGGCCGGGGAUAUCUGUAUAAUGGCGUUUGUUAGAGACUGAUGCGGUAGAAAGAUGGCAAAAAACUUACGCGGGGCCCAAUUCCUGUAGACUCAAUCUUGCAAGCCACUGGC
This is a messenger RNA of Cladophialophora immunda, 3569 nucleotides long. RefSeq lists its product as hypothetical. Bases 390 to 2765 code for a protein of 791 amino acids. The record is from RefSeq and is a predicted model, not a curated record. The transcript is spliced from 5 exons. Gene Ontology annotation, cellular component: telomerase holoenzyme complex. Lineage: Eukaryota; Fungi; Ascomycota; Eurotiomycetes; Chaetothyriales; Herpotrichiellaceae. Gene Ontology annotation, biological process: nuclear-transcribed mRNA catabolic process, nonsense-mediated decay. Gene Ontology annotation, molecular function: telomerase RNA binding; protein binding; telomeric repeat DNA binding.